UCCGCAGAGCAGGGCGUGUACGGCGGGGAGUGUCCGCUCCUCAGCAGGCAGCAUCCCUUCUACCAGCCGGUGACAUCGCUCCUUUCCGGAGAGAUGCUGCGACUCCAUCGGGCCGAGCGCAGCGGCCCACGUGGGGCGCGUCUGCCCGCUGGCACCGAGAGACAUUACACCACCUGAGAGAGAGAACGCCCUUAUAACGGACUGACGGCACUUUUUUUUCUUUUUCCGAAUUCUAUUUACUCUGUUAUGGACCAAAAUGCCUAAAGCCAAACAUUGCGAGGCGGUGCGGGUGGUGGUGCGAUGCCGGCCCAUCAGCAGGAGCGAGGAGACCGCGGACUGUGAAGACAUCCUGCAGAUUGAUGACCGACUGGGACAGAUCACCCUCAAGAAGCCGAAGGCGCCACCCGACGAGCCGAGGAAAGUGUUCACGUUUGAUUCCGUGUACGGCUGGGAUUCAAAUCAGGGCGACAUUUACGACGAUGCCGUGAGACCCCUCGUGGACUCCGUGCUCCGGGGCUUCAACGGGACCAUAUUUGCCUACGGACAGACCGGGACCGGUAAAACGCACACCAUGCAAGGGGUUUCAAACGACCCGCAGAUGAGAGGCGUCAUACCAAAUUCAUUCCAGCACAUUUUCACACACAUAUCCAGGACUCAGAAUCAGAAGUACCUGGUGAGGUCAUCGUACCUCGAGAUCUACCAGGAGGACAUCCGAGAUCUGCUGUGCAAAGAUAACCGGAAGCUGGAGCUCAAAGAACACCCUGACUGUGGGGUUUAUGUGAAGGACCUGUCCUCGGUGGUCACAAAGAACGCCGCUGAGAUUGAACAUGUGAUGAACAUAGGAUCCCAGUCCAGGUCCGUGGGGUUCACCAACAUGAACGAGCGCAGUUCUCGCUCUCACGCCAUCUUUGUCAUAACCGUGGAGUGCAGCGAGAUCGGACCAGAUGGCGAGGACCACAUCCGCGUUGGGAAGCUCAACAUGGUCGACCUGGCCGGCAGCGAGCGCCAGAGCAAGACGGGUGCGAAAGGGCAGAGACUUAAAGAAGCAGCCAAGAUCAACCUCUCGCUGUCGGCGCUGGGGAAUGUAAUAUCGGCCCUGGUGGAUGGGAAGAGCAGCCACGUCCCGUACAGGGACUCCAAGCUGACCCGCCUGCUCCAGGACUCGCUGGGGGGCAACGCCAAGACGGUCAUGAUUGCAACAGUGGGGCCCUCGCACAAGCACUUUGACGAAUCCCUGGCCACCCUGAGGUACGCCAACAGGGCCAAGAACAUAAAGAACAAGCCUCGGAUCAACGAGGAUCCCAAAGACGCCCUGCUGAGGGAGUUCCAGGAGGAGAUCGCGCGCCUGAAAGCCCAGCUGGAGGAGCGAGGGAUGCUGGCCAAAGAGCGGCGGAGGAGGAGGAAUAGCAAGAGACUGAGUAAAAGCAUAGCCGGCACGGAGGAGGAGAUGUUCAGGGAGAGGGACGAGGAGGUGUGGAAGGCCUUCGAAGAGCAACCUGAGGUCAGGCGGCACUUGAAGGAUGAAAGUGACUUCCCCAAAGCUCUGUCGUGCCAGAGGGGCGGUGAGAGGUUAAAGCACCUGAACGAAAACAGGAAAAGCUUGGUGGACAUGCAGUGGGAUCAAGAUGCUUUGGAGAAGAUCAUUGAGAAAUACAAGGCUAUGGAGAGCAAACUGUUAGUGGGAGGGAAGACCAUAAUUGAUCACACCAAUGAGCAGCAAAAAAUGCUGGAGCUGAAGAGGCAAGAAAUUGCAGAACAGAUAAGAGGAGAGCGUGAGAUCCGGCAGCAGAUGAUGUUGCAGGACGAGGAGACCUUGGAAAUGAGAGAGACUUUCUCCUCCCUGCAGCAGGAGGUGGAUCACAAGACAAGAAAGCUGAAGAGGUUGUACGCCAAACUGCAGUUGGUGAAGGCAGAGGCGAGAGACGUCAUUGACGAACACGUCAUAACCAGACAGGAGCUCGAACAGACGCAGAGCGAGCUCACCAGAGAACUCAAGUACAAAUAUCUCCUGAUUGAGAACUUCAUACCUCCAGAGGUGAAGAACAAGAUCAUGAAUAGACUGUACUUUGACAGUGAGGAGGAUCAGUGGACACUGCAGCCGGUACUUCCAUCAGAGAGUGCCCCCACUCAGGUCAAGAGAAGGCCUCUCUCUGCUGUUGGAUACAAGAGGCCAAUCAGCCAAUAUGCACAGAUGGCGGUUUCCACGGCAACUGGGGCCCCAUCCAGAUACCAGGCUGAGAACAUAAUGCUGUUGGAGUUAGACAUGUCUCCCCCGACCAUGUUCACUUUGAAACUGAACGGCGCUCACCUGGAGAGAGCCUUUUCUCCCAGGCUGAUGUGCGACCUCCUGGUAACUGGUCCCAUUAGAGAGGGCAGCGCCGCGUCGUCACGGGUCAGGAAGUCCCAAUCCUGGUACCAAGCAUCACGAGCAACAUCCAUCUCAUCAUCUUCAUCAUCCACAACUCUGACAUCACAAUCUCAUAGCUCCUCUUCUGCCUCUCAGAGACAAAGACCAUCAUCUGCUUCCUAUCUUCCACUGGAAAGUCCCAUUCAGACAAGCGCCCCUGAUAUGUGAUCUGCGUCAACUGUGUAGAGGGCUGGCCUUAGUUCAUGGUUGGGGGGCCAGGUUAUAUUUUACCUACAUUUUUCAAAUUGAUUUUGCAUCUUUUUUUUCUUGAGAAAGAAUUACUUUAGUAAGCAUGUAUUCAACUCCAAGGAAAGGAAAAAGGAAGACUGUUGCCUUAUACAAAGCACAUGGCUUACCUCUGUCUCAAUGAUUAGCACAGCACAAACUUAUUAAAACCAGUUUAUUGUUUUGAUGGUUUUAAGUUUUUAAUUCUCAAGUUGAUAAGUACCUAGUCUUUGCCAAAACAACAUAAAGUAGUAAUUGAGGGCCCCAACCACUGGGGGGCCUCCCUGGUCUUUAUCCUGUAUGCUUGAUGAAUGUUACUUGAAUUUCUUGGCAAUGUCAUUUUGAGCCAAAAGUGAAGAUGCUCCGUUGAUUAGCUGCCUUAUUUUGUCAUAGUUGUGAAGUCGUGACAAAGUGCGUUCGCUUACGCGUGAGAAUAAACACGGAUGUGAUCUUGAA
This is a messenger RNA of Gasterosteus aculeatus aculeatus (three-spined stickleback), 3088 nucleotides long. Its product is annotated as kinesin-like protein KIF3B. Gene Ontology annotation, biological process: microtubule-based movement. The record is from RefSeq and is a predicted model, not a curated record. Lineage: Eukaryota; Metazoa; Chordata; Actinopteri; Perciformes; Gasterosteidae. Gene Ontology annotation, molecular function: microtubule binding; ATP binding; microtubule motor activity.